Messenger RNA from Pyricularia pennisetigena, 396 nucleotides. RefSeq lists its product as uncharacterized. NCBI's taxonomy places the organism in Eukaryota, Fungi, Ascomycota, Sordariomycetes, Magnaporthales, Pyriculariaceae. The record is from RefSeq and is a predicted model, not a curated record. The transcript has 4 exons. The annotation marks the transcript as partial.
AUGCCCGCUCUUCUGUUCGGUCCAUUUCAGCUUUCCUCUGGAUCACCGGCUUCAUACCUGUUCAAGUCCGAUGCAUCACAAUUAGCCCACAUCGUCAAUGAUGCUAAUUCGCACUCCAGCUCAGGAACGGCGAUUCCGAGCACGGUAUACUUGCAUAUAGCAAUCAGGGCUGCCCAGCACCACGGCCACCUGGCGGCCGUUCUCUGCAGCGCUUCAGGUAGGGGAUAUGCACGCCCUCUGACGUACUCGGGCGGUGGCGCCAAGCUCACAAGCUCCAAAUACCACAACACAGCGCAACAACACCUGAGGGGCACAGGCGCGACCACAGCUUGGAAGCUCUUGCAGAUGGACAUUCUUUUUUUCCCUUUGAUUUUGCGAUCACGGGUGGCUUCCAUU